Molecule: messenger RNA, 6641 nt
Organism: Cavia porcellus (domestic guinea pig)
Lineage: Eukaryota; Metazoa; Chordata; Mammalia; Rodentia; Caviidae
Gene: Rest
Product: RE1 silencing transcription factor
Exons: 4
Coding region: 146-3109 (987 amino acids)
Biological process (GO): negative regulation of neuron differentiation; positive regulation of transcription by RNA polymerase II; negative regulation of DNA-templated transcription
Cellular component (GO): transcription repressor complex; nucleus
Molecular function (GO): transcription cis-regulatory region binding; DNA-binding transcription repressor activity, RNA polymerase II-specific
Source: RefSeq, a predicted model, not a curated record
CCUCCGCGGGCACCGACGGCCCCGGCGCCCAACUUUUGCCCCCCUCCCCCACCCCUCCCCCGAAACUCCAGGCAACAAAGAAAAAUAGUCGAAGGAGCGGAGCUCCUGGCUGGGCCGCCCCUACGCGCCGAAGAAGCUGAGUACAAUGGCCACCCAGGUGAUGGGGCAGGCCUCUGGAGGAGCUGGCCUGUUCUCCAGCAGCGGCAACAUCAACAUGGCCCUGCCCAAUGACAUGUAUGACUUGCACGACCUCUCCAAAGCUGAGCUGGCUGCGCCUCAGCUCAUCAUGUUGGCCAAUGUGGCCCUAACUGGAGAAGUAAAUGGCAGCUGUUGUGACUACCUGGUUGGUGAAGAAAGGCAGAUGGCGGAAUUGAUGCCAGUUGGGGAUAACAACUUCUCAGACAGUGAUGGAGAAGGGCUGGAGGAGUCUUCUGAAGUAAAAGGUGAGCCUAUUGGACUGGAGAACGUGGAACUGAGGAAUCUGGAGCUCAGUGUUGUAGAACCUCAGCCUGUAUUUGAGGCGCCAGCUGCACCAGAGGUUUACAAUUCCAAUAAAGAUCUUCCUCCUGAAACACCUGGAGCAGAGGACAAGUGCAAGAACUUGAAGACCAAACCCUUUCGCUGUAAGCCGUGCCAAUAUGAAGCAGAAUCUGAAGAACAGUUUGUGCAUCAUAUCAGAGUUCACAGUGCCAAGAAGUUUUUUGUAGAAGAAAGUGCAGAGAAGCAGGCCAGAGCCAGGGAGUCUGGCUCUUCUCCUGCUGAAGAGGAAGAUUUCUCGAAGGGUCCCAUCCGCUGUGACCGCUGUGGCUACAACACCAAUCGAUAUGAUCAUUACACUGCUCACCUGAAGCACCACACCAGAGCUGGGGAUAACGAGCGAGUGUACAAGUGUAUCAUUUGCACAUACACCACUGUAAGCGAGUAUCACUGGAGGAAACAUCUGAGAAACCACUUUCCAAGGAAAGUGUACACAUGCGGCAAGUGCAACUACUUUUCAGACAGAAAAAAUAAUUAUGUCCAGCAUGUUCGGACUCACACAGGAGAGCGCCCAUAUAAAUGUGAACUUUGUCCAUACUCGAGUUCUCAGAAGACUCAUCUAACUAGACACAUGCGCACUCAUUCAGGUGAGAAGCCAUUUAAAUGUGAUCUGUGCAGUUAUGUGGCCUCUAAUCAGCAUGAAGUAACUCGCCAUGCAAGACAGGUUCACAAUGGCCCUAAACCUCUUAAUUGCCCUCACUGUGACUACAAAACAGCAGACAGAAGCAAUUUCAAAAAACAUGUAGAGCUCCAUGUUAACCCACGGCAGUUUAAUUGUCCUGUAUGCAACUACGCAGCUUCUAAGAAGUGUAAUCUGCAGUAUCAUUUCAAAUCCAAGCACCCUACUUGUCCUAGUAAAACAAUGGAUGUCUCAAAAGUGAAACUAAAGAAAACCAAAAAGCGAGAGGUUGACUUGCCUGAUGCCAGUAUUAAUAACGAAAAAACAGAAACAGAACAGACAAAAACAAAGGGGGAUGCAGCUGGAAAGAAAAAUGAAAAAUCAGUAAAAGCGGAGAAAAAAGAUGUUUCAAAAGAGAAAAAGCCUAGUAGCAAUGUCCCAGCAAUCCAGGGGACUUGCAGAACUCGCAAAUCAGCCGUAGAGACAAAAGAGAUGGAUGUGCAUACAGAAAAUAAUUCAGAAAAACCCCGUAAAACCAAGAAAAGCAAAAGGAAGCUAGAAGCUGAAGUCCAGUCCUUGCGUGACUCUGCGAAUGUGGAGGGACCCGGACCCGUAAGGAAAAAGAAGAAGUUGGAAAGCAAAUCCAAAAGUGGUCAGGAGACUCCUAAGGGUGACAAAAAAGUAGGAGAGAAUAAGGAGGAAAAUAAAAAGCAAAAUGCCUGUGCGAAGAAAAGUACAAAGAAGAAAGCUCUGAAAAGUAAAUCGGCCAAGAAAAGCAGCAAGCGUGCUCAGAAGGAGGCUGCUCAGGAGGAGGUUGCUCAGGAGGGACCCGCGAGGGUGGAGCCACCCCUGCCUGACCCCUGCCAGGCUGCUGAGCAGGUGUCCACACAGGCGCAGGCCGAGCCCCCAGUGGCAGAGCCACCCCUGGCAGAGCCACUUCAGGUGCCCAUGGAGGGCAUCGAGGAGGGGGCCCCACUUGUGCAGCCCGCUCCUGAGCCGCCAACCCCCGUGGAGCCUGUGCAGCAGGAUGGUGCACAAGAGGAGCCGCAGCCUCGGGGGCAGCCCCCCCUUCAGAUGGAGCCAGUGCCGAGGAAGUCUCCGCGGAAAGACAGUAAGAGGGAAAAGCCCAGCACGCAGAAGGAAGUGCCCCGCAAGGAGCAGGUCCUUAUGGAAGUUGGGUUGAUGCCAGUGAAGGACAGUCAGCUUCUAAAGGAGAGCACAGGCGCACAGGACCGCUCAGCAGUGUCGUCGCCGUCGCCACUGCCAAAGCAGCUGGCGUCAGAAGACCGAAACUUACUCUGCGCAGGUCCGGGAGAUGGAGAAGGCCCCCUGCUGGAAGAGGAGGCCGAAGGGGCCCAGGAGAGUGUGGGCGGAGGAGCUGUCCCCGAGGAGGCCACUGGUGUGCCAGCGCCAGCUUCAGUCCCAAAGUUGAGCAUGCUGGAGACUGAAACCUCAGCCGGUGAGCAUCAGCCGCCUGCCGAUGAGCCUUGUGAGAUGGAAACGGUCACAGAGGAGGGUGCCACAGAGAAGCUUCCCGCUAACGGUGCUGCAGCAGUCGAAGAACCAGCUUCGCCAGCGCUUUUGUCCCCACAGGUGGAAGAACGAGAAGCAGAGUCGAAAACCACUCUGGCUUUGGCUUCUGCCAGUGCAACUGUAAACGAGUCUCAGGAAAUUGAUGAAGACGAAGGCAUCCACAGUCAUGACGGAAGUGACCUAAGUGACAACAUGUCAGAAGGUAGUGAUGAUUCUGGAUUGCAUGGGGCUCGGCCGGUUCCCCAAGAAACUGGUUCAAAAAGUACAAAGGAAGCCCUGCCGGUCAAAGUGGUUGAGGGAGAUUUUGUCUGUAUCUUCUGUGAUCGUUCUUUUAGAAAAGAAAAAGAUUACAGUAAACACCUCAAUCGCCAUUUAGUUAAUGUAUACUUUCUUGAAAAAGCAGCUAAAGGGCAGGAGUAAUUAAACUUCAGACAAGGUUACAGUUUUUAGUUUGUAAGAGCUAUUACAUUUGUAUUUGUUUAUAGUGAUAACUUUUAAGAUUGCUUUAAUUAGUGCCCAAUGUUGAUCUUUUUAAGUAGCAUUGUUUUCUUUAAGACUUGUGUGCUUGUUGAUGUAUGAAUUUUAGGAACCCCCAAAACCUUAGGGGGUUAGUGUACUAAAACCAGCAGACCCGAAUCUGUUAGCCGAUAACAUUCAUAGCAGCGUUGUUGCUCUGUCUAUCUAGGACUCCUGUUUUUCUCUCCAUGUCAGUCUUCUGUUUCGCUUUAGUUUCUUGUUAGUUCCUUGUUUAGCUGUAUAAAAAUUGGCUUGAGCAAAUUACUUGAAUUUGCCUGCUUUACAUAAAGUUAGCACUUUAAGAUUUCUUUAGAGAUGAGAAAAGACAUUUAAACUGAAGAAAAAUUGGCCAACAAUGGACAUUGUAUCAGUCCAGGUAUUUACUUCCUGAUUCUUGAUCAAUAUUUCACGUUUGUGUGUUAAUCGUCAUAAAACAGUGAUUUUUGGUGUGUUUUUAUUUUGGUGCUUUAAUGGCUUGAGAUGUUGCACAUUGUUUUUUGUUUUUCUUUAACCUAUGCAGUUAAAUUUUUUCUAGAAGUAGCGUUUGCAUUGACCAGUAACACUUUAAACAUGUAUGCAUGUUUAUUUUGGCCUCUUUGGCGGGAUGCUUUUAGGCUUGUUGGCAAAGCAGCAGGUUUUUCUUUGCCGCAGUUGUCUUUUUAGCAGGAAUAGUAGUGUGUGCAAGUUUGUGAGCAGGUGAAACAUGCAGGUUCAGUCUGUUGAUUCUGAUUUUCACUUAAUCUAUGCCAGAAUCUGUAUUGUAUAAAUUAUUUAUUUUGAAUGAAUAUAGUAAACUCACAGGUCUGUUAUGAUUUUUGUAAUAAACCACUAGGUUCCAUAGUGAACAAAUUCUUAUUUCAAAUACCAGUUUUUUUUUUUUUUUUUUUGGACUUGUUUUGGUAUAGCUACUUUGUAAUUGUAGUGUUACAUCAUAUCUUUAGGGAAACUUUUUUCAUGGAUCAUUGGUGUCCAUGAAGCUAUUCAGUUGAAUGAAAAGCUGUAAGUGAUGUUUGGGAUUUCAAACCUGGAACCAGGAGACCUAAUUCAAGUUUUAAAGAGAGUCACUUGUGAGACUCCAAAGCCAUAGCUAUUAACAGCAUGCAUCUGUAACGAGAGGUGGUAUGAAUUCUGGCAAGCCAGCUGCAACUUCCUAUGAACACAGUCAGUACGGCUUUUGAAUUUAAAUACAGUCCAGAUUAAAGUCCUACUUGCUCAGGGAUCUCCACGCACUAGUGGGUGUCCUGGCUGUCCGUGCGACAGCCUCUUGCUACAGGUGAGACCUCAAGUGAACUGCAGCUGCCCUGGUGUCCCUGUGGGGUGCUGUGUGUGAAAGGCGUGUGCACUGCAAAACUGGGAAGUUCUUUGGCCAGCUGCCAAAGUGUGUGAAAGACUUCAAGGUAGGAUUUUUUUGUACUGUUAGGAGUUGUUCCCUGCAGUAAGAUAAAAUACGAUCCCAGUGAGGGUAUUGUGAAUUUUGACCUCCCAUGUUCUGAAAGUAACCCUUUAUGUUUCUUUUAUUUUCCUUUACCUGGGCAUCUGUUUGAAGAAGGUUUCAGAGUAUGGUAGCACACCAGGAAAGUUUGGGACAAGCAUUAAUGUAUGGUCAUCAGAUGUUAAACAUCUGAAAGUAAAUUUUCAGUUAAAAGGUGUUCAAACUCAGAAUUGACUGGGAGGCCAAAGAUUUAAAGAAGCAGAAGAUUGUCUCAAGACGCGAGGAGUAAGUUGUGUGAUGAUGGUGUGUGUUCUGUGUGCAUGAAUGGGAAUUUGUACUUGUUGAAUUCUAGGCUCCGACAAUCAUUGUCAGCAGGAGAUCGAGCUGCAAAUAUUUAUGUUUUAAAAUUUAAAUUAUAAAGCUAGUUAAAUCUUUCUAAUGACUAGUUUUAAUGUUCAUGAGCACAUUUUACUUAACUUUUUACAUUAUAUGAAAAAGAUUCACCUUAAGCACAGAUUGGACACUGGUAAUCUGUGAGGGGAAGAGGUCUUCUGAUUCUUUCAUAGUACAAAGGAAAGAAAUUUGCUUUCUGGUGAAUUGAACAAAUUCCUAAUCUAGUCUUUAAGACUAGAGUGUUAAAAACUAUGAAGGAAAUUAAAACCCCAUGUUAAGUUGAUCUGUAAAAACAUUGUUACUGGAAAUCGAUUGGGACUUGAGGCCUUUCUUCCAGAAAACAAGGACUUGAUUGUCAGGCCUAUAUUAGGUCCUGAACCUUAAUGCCAUGUGUUUGUACUUACUAAAAAUGGUUUCAAUGAAAAGUAUAUUAGUAAUCAGAACUUCUGGUCCAGUUGGGAGUUCUUCCAUUUGCAAAAUAUGUUUGCGAGGAACUGUUUGAAUUUUUAAUUUUCUAGUCCUUCCUCUAGUAGAAUUGAAGCUAGAAUUUCACUUUUGAUAAAAGAACAGAAAAUGAAAAUGCAGUUUGUAAAUUGAUGUUUAGUGACUAGUGAUAAACUUGAAAUACUAGAGAAUAUAUUAUAAGCCUAAUCCUAGGUAGUUUUAUGAAAAUGUAUCUCUUAUUUUUUGAACCUAUAUUCACAUCGAUUUUCAACAUAUUUUAAGUUAUAUUUUUUUUUCCUCUUUCGAGCUGCUUCUUAUUUGGGGGCUACCUUUUUUGUUGUUGUUAAGACUUAAAUUUUGAUAAGGCUUCUUGCAGCUGUGGCUGAUCUUUUGUUCCAGUCUUCCAAGAAGGGCCAUUUUAAUUUUAGAGUCACUUCUAAAGUCAUAUAUGUUCAUGAACUUUAGGGUGUUUGCAUAUGAGUGCCGAUAUAAAUUAAAACCCAAGCUGACCUCAUCUAGUGUCACCCGACGAAUGUUGACAAUGGAAGGAAUACUUUGUCUGUAGUGUAUUCUCACGUGUGGACUGGAAAGCUGGCAAAGAAAUUUAGUUUUCUUUACAUAGACCAGAACAAUUUCAGAAGCUAAAUGUGCCGAGGUCUCUUACUGGCCUCCGCAGAUGAAGUGAGCUGAUAGUGUUAAUUGUUCAGAUUUAAGAAAUUAUCUGAAUCUUGGUUUGUAGAUUUACAAUCUACAUGCUGCAAUAUUAGUAAAGCAGAUAGCUUUUACAGUUCCAUGUGUGUACAUAGACUCAUUCCCACCCCCUUCCACAUCCAGUAGUUACUGAACUUUGUAAACUGGCAUUGUAACAUUACAACAAUGUUUUGUUGCACCAAUUUUAUAAACUUUACAGUGCAAUACUUGUAACUUUUCUGAGGCAAACCAAAGGUAUAUUUCUCAAGGUUUUUGCUGCCUUUAGCAUCAUUUGAUGGAGGAUCUUUUAUACAUUUGUACUAGAUAAAAAUCAGAUUGCAAAUCCUUUUUAAAAUCUUAAACCAUGUACCAGUUUUUUGGUUGAAAUUGUAUAGGAUAAGUUAAAUUGCAUUCUUUUAACCAAUAUGAGUGUAUUUCUGUAAGCAUAGUUAUGUUGAAAUAAAGUUGUGAAAAGCA